Molecule: messenger RNA, 558 nt
Organism: Lactuca virosa
Lineage: Eukaryota; Viridiplantae; Streptophyta; Magnoliopsida; Asterales; Asteraceae
Source: the annotation of a GenBank genome assembly
AUGUCUGGUGACUCCCUCAACAUUGAUGUCUACCACAAAGGUGUUUUUUCUCCUAAUCCCUUUGUUUACUUCCAUCCACAUAAACUACCUGUUACGAGGCUAGAUGUACGUAACAUGGAUUUCAAGGAGUUCAAGACCUACCUCCAAAAAUUGAUCAACAAUAGAUGUCGGGAUAUGUAUUACUGUCUUAAAAAUCGGUCCCUCGUAGAUGGGUUAAGGGAGCUCAGGGAUGAAAAUGAUUACGUUACGUUCCUUGAUGCUGGGUUUGAUGAUGAUGAUAAUCAAAUCAGUAUCUACAUUGAUGACUAUCAUGAACCCUUACUAGAUUGGAUUAAAGAAGAGAAAGCUGAAGAAUGGGACAGUGGUACUGAUAUAUAUGAAGAUGAUGUGGACUCGGUAUUGUCGGAUGAUUUAUCGGUAGACCAUGAAGCUGAUGAUGAGGACAUUCAGUGGCCUGAACUUAUUGAUCCUUUUUUAUCUCAUAAAAAUCUUAUUCCAGAAACAAGCAUAGAGGACGAAGCUGUUGAUAAGGUAAAAACAUCCUAUUCACGAUCCUAA